CACGCAUUUUACCCGCCUUUUCCGUUCGAUUCGUCAUGGUGGUACGCGUGAUUCGAUGCUGCGAUUCAAAUAAAUGUUGUUAGCCUUCCACAGAACGUUCUCUUCAUCUGUAUUUAGUAAUUUUAUUUACUGAACAAUCAAUAACAUGAGUGAAGAUAAUUACGACGAACUUCGAAGAAAAAAUAUAGCCGAAAGAAAUGCCUUCUUUGCUGAAGUUUUUAAGGAUUUUAAAAAACAAACAAAUGAGAUAGAAGGACUGUCAAAGAAGUAUAAAAGCACGGAUAAUUUAGAGAAUGAACCACCGAAAAAAAGACGAAGAACUGUUUCUGGAGCUAUCUAUGAUGAUAACUUUAAAAUUAACCGCGUGCAACUCGGAUUCCGUAGAAAAUACAAUACUAGGAGCAGAGUGAAAAAUUUAAGCAAAGACGACUCGAAUACCUCGAAGAAUGAGGAGGAGAAGGAGAAUGAUGAUGAUUUAGACAAACCUAGACGUAAUAGAUCUAAACUACAGGUUUUGUUCUCUUGGGCAAAACCAAUGCAACGGUCAAUUGAUCUAAUGAAUAUGGGAGUUUGUGAUGUAGACCAAGAAGAAGAGCAAUACAGUGAUGAUGAUGAUGAUGAUGGUGAUGAUGAUGAUGAUGAUGAUUCUUUUAAUUAUACUAAGAAAAAGAGGGUUUACAAAGUAUCAAAGACUCCAUAUGACCCAAACAACAUACCUUCCGUUGAUGAAAUUACAGAUAAGAUGCUGAACAAUGUAGCAGAGAAAAGUUCUUUAAAAACAUAUUCUAGCAUUAAUGGUACUAGCUGUCAUCAGUGCAGACAGAAAACUUUAGAUACAAAAACAGUAUGCAGAUCAGGAGAAUGUGUUGGAGUCAGGGGACAAUUUUGUGGACCUUGUUUAAGAGGAAGAUACGGUGAAAGUGCUGUUGAAGCAUUAAAAGACCCUAACUGGGCUUGUCCUCCCUGCCGUGGUUUGUGCAACUGCAGCAUAUGUAGAACAAGAAGCGGUUUGCGUCCUACCGGAAUUUUAGCUCCUGUAGUGCAGGAGGAAGGAUAUUCGUCUGUAAUGGACUACCUCAACUCCACUGAUAUUGACAAAACAUGAUUCCAAUCUUUCAUAAUAUAUUACCAAUUGAAACAAUUGAAUAGAGACAAAAUGAUUUGUACAACUACAUGAAUGUAACAUUUAUAUUAAUUGAAUAGCAAAUGAUUUUUUAUCUCUUUCUUCUGCAUUUCGAUGUUAUUUUAUUGCAAUGAUACCAUAAUGUCUUGGUGACAAAACAGGAUCAAAUAAACGUAAAAUAGCAAGUUUUGAA
Hylaeus anthracinus is the source of this 1316-nucleotide messenger RNA. Its product is annotated as cell division cycle-associated protein 7-like. Gene Ontology annotation, cellular component: nucleus. The coding region runs from base 146 to 1105 and encodes 319 amino acids. The record is from RefSeq and is a predicted model, not a curated record. NCBI's taxonomy places the organism in Eukaryota, Metazoa, Arthropoda, Insecta, Hymenoptera, Colletidae. The transcript has 3 exons. Gene Ontology annotation, biological process: regulation of DNA-templated transcription.